Messenger RNA from Chrysochloris asiatica (Cape golden mole), 948 nucleotides. Its product is annotated as olfactory receptor 10T2-like. The transcript has a single exon. Gene Ontology annotation, biological process: G protein-coupled receptor signaling pathway. The coding region runs from base 1 to 948 and encodes 315 amino acids. The record is from RefSeq and is a predicted model, not a curated record. Gene Ontology annotation, cellular component: membrane. Gene Ontology annotation, molecular function: G protein-coupled receptor activity; olfactory receptor activity. Lineage: Eukaryota; Metazoa; Chordata; Mammalia; Afrosoricida; Chrysochloridae.
AUGCAAGGUUUCAAUAGAACUACUGUGGUCACACAGUUCAUCCUGGUGGGAUUUUCCAGCCUAGAGAAGCUCCAGCUGCUGCUUUUUGUCACUUUCCUUCUACUGUACUUGACAAUUCUGAUGGCCAAUGCAACCAUCAUGACUGUCAUUCGCUUCAGCCAGACACUACACACGCCCAUGUAUGGCUUUCUAUUCAUCCUUUCCUUCUCUGAAUCCUGUUAUACAUUCGUCAUCAUCCCUCAGCUGCUGGUUCACCUGGUCUCUUCCACCAAGACUAUCUCCUUUGUGGCCUGUGCCACUCAGCUCUUCUUUUUCCUUGGUUUUGCCUGUACCAACUGCUUUCUCAUUGCAGUAAUGGGGUAUGAUCGCUAUGUGGCAAUCUGCCAUCCCUUGAGGUAUACACUUAUCAUGAACAAAAGACUUGGACUGGGGUUGGUUUCUCUGUCAGGAGCCACAGGCUUCUUAAUUGCUUUGGUGGCCACCAACCUCAUCUGUGGCAUGCCUUUUUGUGGCCCCAAUAGAGUCAACCACUAUUUCUGUGACAUGGCACCUGUUAUCAAGUUGGCCUGCACAGACACCCACAUAAAAGAACUAGCACUCUUCAGCCUCAGCAUCCUGGUGAUCAUGGUGCCCUUUCUGUUAAUUCUCAUAUCCUAUGGAUUCAUUGGUAACACCAUCCUGAAGAUCCCCUCAGCUGAGGGCAAGAGGAAGGCCUUUGCCACCUGUGCCUCCCACCUUACUGUGGUCUUUGUCCACUAUGGCUGUGCCUCUGUCAUCUACCUUCGGCCCAAGUCCAAGUCUGCCUCCGACAAUGAUCAGUUGGUAGCAGUCACCUAUACUGUGGUUACUCCCCUACUGAAUCCCCUUGUUUACAGUCUGAGAAACCAGGAGGUGAAGAUUGCAUUGAAAAGAGUCCUAGGAGUCCCUGUGGCAACAAAAGUGGUCUGA